This is a messenger RNA of Dictyostelium discoideum AX4, 1131 nucleotides long. RefSeq lists its product as hypothetical. NCBI's taxonomy places the organism in Eukaryota, Evosea, Eumycetozoa, Dictyosteliales, Dictyosteliaceae. The transcript is spliced from 3 exons. Bases 1 to 1131 code for a protein of 376 amino acids. The record is from RefSeq and is a predicted model, not a curated record.
AUGGAAGAAAUAAAUAAUAUUUUAAAUUUUGAUGAAAGUAAUAAUAAUGAUAAAGAUUCUAAUUAUUUAGAUUUUUUAGAAAGAUUAAAUGAAAAUUAUUAUUCAAUUACAAAUGAAUUAAAGUUUAAAUUUGAUUCUUUAAAUAAAAUAAAAAAUGAAAUCAAUCAAUUAGAGAUUGAUAAUCCAAGAGUACAAAGAGAAAUUGAAUUAUUAGAAAUUGAUUUAAUAAAAUCAGAACAAACAUUAAAUGUUUUAGUGGAUAGGUUUGAUUGGAAAAAACAAGAAAUUUGUAAAAUUCAAAUUCAAAUAGAUAAAUUAAAUAUAAAAUUAAAUGAGAUUAUUCAAAAAAGAAAAGAAGAAAGAUCAAAAUAUAUAAAUUGUGUAAAUAGUUUUUAUAGUUUUAUUGAAGAAUAUUGUAAUGUUGAAAAAGUAAUGUUAAUGUUAAAUGAAAAAAGAAUAAUGAUAAAUAAUAAUCAUUUAAAUCAGAUUACUCAAUUUACAAAUCAACUUUUAAAUAAUAAUAAAAAAAAAAACUCCUCAAACUCAUUUCUUUUAAAAUCAUUACAAGAUGAAAAAGACAACCUUUCCCAAAUUAUUCAAUUAAAAAAAGAAAAAGAAAAUCAAAUAAUUUUAAUAAAAGAAAAAAAUAAUAGAUUUGAUAAUGAAAUCUAUGAUAAAGAUGAAGAAUUUAAAGAAUAUAAUGAUUUAAAAACUAAAAUAAUUGAUUUAACAUUAAAAAAAGAACAUCUAGCUAAUAAUAAUAAUAAUAAUAAUAAUAAUAAUAAUAAUAAUAAUAAAAAUAAUUCUAUGAUUAAUAGUUUUAAUAGCAAUAAAAAUAAUAAUGUUAAAAGUAAUGUUUCUUUAAACACAAAAGUAAUUCCAUCUUUAUCAUCCUCGAAACCUACAAAACCUCCAAAAUUCUUUAACCAAUCAAUUCUUCAUCAAAACAUUAAUAAACCUCCAAAUCAUUUAUUAAAUAAAACAGUUAACACAAUUUUUUAUAAAAAUGUUCAUACCACUAAAAGCAAUAAUGAAACUGAAUCCAAAAAAUCAAAUGAAGAAGAAAUUGAAGAGUUGGAAAUUCCAAUUAAUAAAAAAGGUAUCCAAAAUAAUUUCAUCAACAAACAAUAA